AUGGAGGGCGAGGUACUGUUUUCAGCAGUAAACAUCAUUGACGGCGAUGAAGGGAGCCAGCCUUACGCCGCCGAUGUGCUCAUCCGGAACGGCAUCAUCGCUAAGAUUGGACCCCCAAGGUCUCUUCACAGCGAUAAUGCCCGUCGGAUUGAUGGCGCUGGGUGCUACCUAACACCCGGAUUUAUCGAUAUGCAUGCGCAUUCUGAUCUCUACCUAUUGACUCACCCUACUCAUGAGGCAAAGGUCACUCAAGGAUGUACCACUGAGGUAGUUGGCCAGGAUGGCAUCUCAUAUGCACCUGUUCGCAACGAAAAGCAAAUGCGAGCUAUUCGAGAGCAAAUUGCAGGAUGGAACGGCAACCCCACUGACAUAGAGUGUCAGACAGACUUGAAGCAGAUUGGUCUGUUCGAAUGGCGAACCAUUGGAGAGUAUCUUGAUUGCCUGGACAGAAAUCGAACAGCGACCAACGUUGCCGUCUUGGUUCCGCAAGGCAAUUUACGUCUGCUUGCUUGUGGUCCAUUCGAUACUGUUGCAAAACCUGAGGAGAUACUUGAACAGACAGAGCUACUCCGUGAGUCUAUGGAUCAAGGUGCUGUGGGCAUGUCGAGUGGACUGACUUACACGCCUGGCAUGUAUGCCUCGAACUCGGAGCUUGCAUCACUUUGCAGAGUUCUCGCUCAAGAAUAUCCCGGAUCAUUCUACGCGCCGCAUCACAGGAGCUACGGCUUUCGUGCUAUUGAAAGCUACCAAGAAAUGCUAGAUCUGGGAAGCAUGACCCGAUGCCCCAUACACUUGACACACGCCACACUGAACUUCUCGGAGAACAAGGGCAGAGCUCCCACCCUUAUAUCCAUGAUAGACAAACAUCUUGGACAAGGAUUUGACGUCACACUCGAUACGUAUCCAUACCUGCCUGGCUGCACAACGCUAGCCGCCUUACUGCCUAGCUGGGCUUCAUCUGGCGGCCCUUCCGAAACAAUGCAGCGCCUCGAAGACCCAGCUAUCAAAGAACGCAUCCGUGUUGCUGUCGAGGUCGAAGGAUGUGAUGGUGGACACGGCAUCCCGACCAACUGGGACGAAAUACAGGUUGGCGAAGUGACAGAUCCAACGAUCGCUCACUACUCUGGUCGGCGGGUCGGCGAAAUUGCCACGUCUCUGAACCAAAGACCCAUUGAAAUAUUCUAUGAGAUACUCCAGAAAGACCGCCUUGCGACAAACUGCCUGAUGCAUAUCGGCAACGAAGAGAAUGUUCAAAUGAUCAUGCAGCAUCCCGUACACAUGGCAGGCAGCGAUGCAAUUCUGCAUGGGACCAAAGUACAUCCUCGAGCCUAUGGCACUUUCACUCGAUAUCUUGGGCAUUACGCUCGAGAUCUCGGUCUUUUGAAGCUCCCCUCCAUGAUUGCUCAUCUCACCUCGCGACCAGCAAAGCGUCUUUCCAUCUACCCUCAUCGUGGUCGCAUUGCGGAGGGCUCUGCAGCUGACAUUGUUGUAUUUGACGCUUCAACAGUGAAAGACAUGGCAACAUUCGAUGAACCGAAAAUGCCAAGCAGGGGUGUUCGCUUUGUGUUGGUCAACGGCCAGAUUGUAUUGGACGAGGGCAGGGUCACCGGUACCAGAGCUGGAAAACCCCUAAGGCGGCACAAGGACGGCACGGUAGGAUCCUGA
Messenger RNA from Cyphellophora europaea CBS 101466, 1665 nucleotides. RefSeq lists its product as uncharacterized. The record is from RefSeq and is a predicted model, not a curated record. Gene Ontology annotation, molecular function: hydrolase activity, acting on carbon-nitrogen (but not peptide) bonds, in linear amides. NCBI's taxonomy places the organism in Eukaryota, Fungi, Ascomycota, Eurotiomycetes, Chaetothyriales, Cyphellophoraceae. The coding region runs from base 1 to 1665 and encodes 554 amino acids. The transcript is spliced from 6 exons.